AACUAGGAUGGGGCUAGUCAUUUUCUAAAAGGGUAGUUCCAUCCAAUUUUACUCAAGGCCAAAUCUUGUUCGUACCCUCGCUGUGUGGCCCGAAACAUCUGGGUCGCUCCUCCACUCUUCCCGUGGAAAACUUGUUCGAGCCUUAUCAGUUCGAAGCAGCAGGGUAGGAUAGGGCGGAGCCGCCGGUGUCCCCGGAGGUGGCGGUGGCAGCGGCAGAGGGAGUCGGCGAGGAUGGCCGCUGGGGCGAGGAGGCGGAGCCGAUGACCCCGGCGGUGGCAGCGACAGAGGGGGUCGGCGAUGAUGGUCGAUGGGGCGAGGAGGCGGAGCCGAUGACCCCGGCAGCGGCGGAGGGGUCCCAGGGGCUCGAGGACCGACGUCUGAUGCAGUCGUGGUUCCUCGCCGUCAAGAGCUAGAUCGAGCGCACGACGGUGUAGCCGUCCAGAGGAAGAGGAAGAACAUCCUGCGCCGGUUCGGCCGUGGCAUCAUGGAGGAGACGGAGAGAAAGGGCACCGGUGGCCCCGUGAAGGUCCAGGAGGUCGCCGCCUCAUCGUGCAGCGCAUGAUGGUGGACCGAUGGGCGUCGAAGAGGCACUUGACCUUGCCGGAUCACGCUGUUGCUGGCGUAAUCCAGGCCGGAUAUGUGGAGAGCCCGGCGCAGCACCGUCUACAGUGGCCAUGUAACUAAAUUCUGAAUGUUGCUUAGUUAUGCUUAAUGGAGCAGAUUGAUAAGGGCCGGAGCUUCAAUGACGAAUCUACUAUUCAGCACACAGCCCAACUCGACAGUCACUAGCCAUGUCAAUAGGCACUCAGGGGCAUGCUCGCCUCGGCAGUCAUCAAGGUGGCAAUAGGACACUUGAAUUCUACCAUUUCAGGCGAGAUCAAGCUGCAUAGGAAUAUGAGGAACAAUCCGAUCUAGAGAACAUGAAGAUGACGCUGGAGUCGGUGGACGUUGUGCUCCGCGACGCUAAGAGGGAGUCUAUCAAGCAUAAGUCCAUGCUUCUGUGGCUGAAGCAACUUAAGGAUGCCGCGAACGACAUCUCUCACAUGCUUGAAGAUUUUGAAGAUGAAACUGACCUCAACCUGGUAUUUGGCAAUGUUGUCUCUUGGGCUGCCCAAUUGAUCACUGAAGCUGGUGGCAAGGUGGUCUCCAUCAGAGAUGUCAUAGGGGCUGUCAAGAACUCCAAUGGCAUUGACAUAGCCAAGCUGAUGAAGCACUCGGCAGAGAACCAUGGGUACAAAGGGGAAGCAGAUUUGUACUACAUCAAGCCUGGGUGCAUACCACCUGAAGGAAUGGUACAGAUGUCAGGUCAGCAUGACGUUGAUGAAAUGUUGCACGUUUUAGAAGGGAUAAAGAAAUGUCAUUUGUACAUUGUGAAGAAUUGUGCAUUCUUAGAUAAUAGCGAUGAUGACAUGUCUGAACAGGACAUGUCCGAAGAAGACAUAUAUGCAUGUGGGUACAUGGAUAUCGGCGAGAGGGACUUGGGCGAAUAUGGGUCAUCGCCCAAAAGGAAGAAACUUGCAGAUAACAAUCCGAAGAAGGCAUUGGAUUUUGGCAGCAGUGACGAGUCUCUUCAGUAG
Triticum dicoccoides is the source of this 1577-nucleotide messenger RNA. RefSeq lists its product as uncharacterized. Gene Ontology annotation, cellular component: mitochondrion. Gene Ontology annotation, biological process: L-glutamate catabolic process. Gene Ontology annotation, molecular function: L-glutamate dehydrogenase (NAD+) activity. The transcript has 5 exons. The record is from RefSeq and is a predicted model, not a curated record. NCBI's taxonomy places the organism in Eukaryota, Viridiplantae, Streptophyta, Magnoliopsida, Poales, Poaceae. The coding region runs from base 921 to 1577 and encodes 218 amino acids.